AUGGAGGUGGAACGGAUCAACUUCACCACUGAUGCGCGGCGGCAGCAAGAUGGGCUGCUUACUAUCACUGAGAUGCGUGCAAGACUCUCAGAGGACAGAUGCAACCAGAGGCGGUGGAAUCAAAUAAAACGACAAAUCCCAAUCGUUGACGCCAUGGACAUUGGCAUACUAGGCUGGGGCCAACCGCCCGAACGGAGACCCCGGCCACGCAGGCUGUUCUCACCCGCGAGGGACCGAUACGGAAUCCGAAAAAGACUGUAUGGCAUUGAUAGUAAACCGCAGCAAGAGUACCAGGGCAUCUUCUUGAGACGCAAUCACCCACCGCAAGCGUAUGAGCCCGAGUACCCCGACGGACCGCCGAUCGACGAAUAUUUUCUGAGGAGCGGUCGGACAAGAUGA
Pyricularia grisea is the source of this 399-nucleotide messenger RNA. RefSeq lists its product as uncharacterized. Lineage: Eukaryota; Fungi; Ascomycota; Sordariomycetes; Magnaporthales; Pyriculariaceae. The transcript is spliced from 2 exons. The record is from RefSeq and is a predicted model, not a curated record. Bases 1 to 399 code for a protein of 132 amino acids.